UGAUGGCCGCGGCCGGAGAGCACGUGUGUGGCUGCCAGCGGGGUCCAAACAUGGAACAGGGCAAAUGGUAUGGCGUCCGUUCGUAUCUGCACCUGUUCUAUGAGGAUUGCACUGGCAUCCAUUCGGAGGAGAGUUUUGAAGACGCUGCUACGUCUCCUGCCAAGGGUGGCUGGAAACCAGUCUUCUGGAAGGUGACUCUUUCAACCGCGACUCUGCUGUUGCUGGCCGGCCUGGCGGCUCUAGCCACGGGGUCCCUCCUGCCCUCCAAGUUGGAAGACAUCGGUGACACCGAGUUUGUGGUGCUGGACCAGCGAGCCGUAGAGUACAACGGUGCCCUGGGCAUCUCCCGAGCCGUCGGGGUGGUGCUGUGCGCCGUUGCUGGGGUGCUGUUGGUAGCCUCGGUUGUACUGUCCAGGUUGAGCAGAAGGAACUGGAUUGGCGAAGAUGGCAAGGAAGAGCAGCUCUCUCCCAUCUUGCAGGAGAAUGGUCCCCAUCCGUGGGGUACCAUCGUCUCAGCGGCCCCCGCCCCUUUCCAAGUGUCCUCGGUGCAGGGUAUCCAGCCAAAAAGAGAGAUGUGAAUUCAGAUUCACCAAAAGUACUCUUAAGGCCCGAAGUUUCUCGACUUUCAAAAUCGGUGGACUUCAACUCCCAGAAUUCCCCUGGGGAAUUCUGGGAGUUGAAGUCCUCCUAUCCACAGCUGCGCGCAGGUGGAAAACUGUCUCCCACCUCCAGAGACAGAUGCUUGGU
Molecule: messenger RNA, 747 nt
Organism: Ahaetulla prasina
Lineage: Eukaryota; Metazoa; Chordata; Lepidosauria; Squamata; Colubridae
Gene: NRSN2
Product: neurensin 2
Exons: 2
Coding region: 3-578 (191 amino acids)
Biological process (GO): nervous system development
Cellular component (GO): transport vesicle; neuron projection; neuronal cell body
Source: RefSeq, a predicted model, not a curated record